AUGUCCAACACUGGAGAGGGUUCAACCUCGAUUACCCUGUCCUGCAAUGAUCGAAUUGGUAGCGCAGCAGACACCACCACCAAGUAUCAAAUUUUUCUUCCUCUUCCAACCACGCAAGAUCAAGAGACUUUUCACUCCGUACAAGCAGAACCAAGACCCCACAAGUCCACAGUUGGCCAGAAAAUGUUUAGGUGUCUCUCGAGCUGCGCCUCACGCGGGGUGCUGAACCAAACAUCAACCACAUUCUUCCGCGCAGCAUCCCGCUACGUACCCCACAACAGCAGCAACAACAAAUACAUUCCACUUGCAUCGUCACUUCUACAAGCAGCACCACCACCAAGCACGGCCAAUUCCGGUCUCGCGUCGUUGCGACCAUUGCUUGCGUCGUUGUCGGGACGAAUCCCAGCUCCGCCACCACUGUCACUUCCACCAUCACACGUAAUCACGCUUGAAAUUAUCGAUAAGUCGGGAUCGGUACCGAGUCAAACGUUCGAGAUCAACUUGGACAAUGUCGAUGCAGAGAACAUGAUCCACACGGAUUCGGUUUUGCGUAAGCGGAGAUUGAAGAUGAAGAAGCACAAACAUAGAAAGAGAAGAAAAGCUCAGAGGGCAUUACGGAGAAGAUUGGGUAAGUGA
Molecule: messenger RNA, 636 nt
Organism: Lodderomyces beijingensis
Lineage: Eukaryota; Fungi; Ascomycota; Pichiomycetes; Serinales; Debaryomycetaceae
Source: the annotation of a GenBank genome assembly